AUGCUCGAGAAUCGUGAGCUCUACCACGACAUGUCGCUCAAGUACUUGAUGACAGCCGUUCCACAGCUGCUCGCAGCUUUGUUGCUGCUCUACUACGCCUGCACUUUUUCAAGAGCCUCAAGUGCCUUCAUACACCGCAUGCUUGUAAACUCCUGUCUGCAUCAAGGCGUAGCGAGUCUCAUGAUGGCUUCACUCCUGUUCUCGGCCUUCCACGUGUCGCUCAGCGUGUGCUGCUCAUUUCCAGCUUUCUGUCCCGUAGAUCCAACAGCCUCGCAGCUCAGUCGAAUCGUGGCCUGUCCGGAGUCCGUAGCGCACCUCACACACUACAAUCUGUACCCAAGAUUAAUCCACUGCUGCGCUACGUUCACUAUGUCGCUCGCCUUAUGCAGCAUCGAGCCUGCACACAUCGCGAAGGACCUCAACUCAAGAGUACGUCGUGCCAAGUUCAGCACCUUCUCCCGACGUGAAACUGAGCACGAAGCUUCUGCUUUUGUUGUCCUCUAA
Molecule: messenger RNA, 504 nt
Organism: Phytophthora infestans T30-4
Lineage: Eukaryota; Oomycota; Peronosporomycetes; Peronosporales; Peronosporaceae
Exons: 3
Coding region: 1-504 (167 amino acids)
Source: RefSeq, a predicted model, not a curated record